GCCGCCAUGGCCGACGUGGAGGAGGGCGAGGAACCCUGCGUCCUUUCCUCUCACUCCGGGAGCGUAGGCUCCAAGUCAGGAGGGGACAAGAUGUUCUCCCUCAAGAAGUGGAACGCGGUAGCCAUGUGGAGCUGGGACGUUGAGUGCGACACCUGCGCCAUCUGCAGGGUCCAGGUGAUGGAUGCCUGUCUUAGAUGUCAAGCUGAAAACAAGCAGGAGGACUGUGUUGUAGUCUGGGGAGAAUGCAACCAUUCCUUCCACAACUGCUGCAUGUCCCUGUGGGUGAAGCAGAACAAUCGCUGCCCUCUGUGCCAGCAGGACUGGGUGGUCCAAAGAAUCGGCAAAUGAGAGGUGGCAGAGGCUCUCCUGGUGUGGUUGGUGACCCUGGACAACCUUGCCGUCAAGUUACUGGACAAAGACUAGACACUCCAGGGGAUUCGUCCUUCAGAUAGAAAGGAUAGUGUGCGGCCUUUGAGACUCAUCCAAGGCCUGCUUUAUCAUGUUGUUUAAUGUUGGGAACUUCUCUACAACUAAGAAGAUAAUUUAUUAAAAAUGGCCUUUCCUACCUCUGGUGUGUGUGUGUGUGUGAUACGUACUGCUUAGAAGAGCUGUAAGAGAGAGAACACCAGAAAUUGAAUGAUCUCUGUUGUUUAUCUGUCAGUUCAUAGAGCUGAGAGAGCAUUGUGUUCACAGAAGAACUUUGUCUGUGUUUAUGCUUGAGGGUUAAAAAAUAAAUAAAAGAAUGUUACAGUAACAAAUAAAGUGCAUUGAAAAGCUGA
Molecule: messenger RNA, 779 nt
Organism: Grammomys surdaster
Lineage: Eukaryota; Metazoa; Chordata; Mammalia; Rodentia; Muridae
Gene: Rnf7
Product: ring finger protein 7
Exons: 3
Coding region: 7-348 (113 amino acids)
Biological process (GO): ubiquitin-dependent protein catabolic process; protein ubiquitination
Cellular component (GO): nucleus; Cul5-RING ubiquitin ligase complex
Molecular function (GO): zinc ion binding; ubiquitin protein ligase activity; cullin family protein binding
Source: RefSeq, a predicted model, not a curated record